This is a messenger RNA of Lycium ferocissimum, 1027 nucleotides long. Its product is annotated as glycine-rich protein A3-like. The record is from RefSeq and is a predicted model, not a curated record. NCBI's taxonomy places the organism in Eukaryota, Viridiplantae, Streptophyta, Magnoliopsida, Solanales, Solanaceae. The transcript is spliced from 3 exons. Bases 85 to 618 code for a protein of 177 amino acids.
AUCCACUCGUCAAAUUCUUCCUUCAUUAAUUCAUACACUUUUCUUUUCUUUGUAUCUCCACUAGGAAAUCUGUACUCAAGAAGAAUGGGAGGUGGAAAGGAUAAGCAUGCACAGUAUCCUCCAGGAGGGCAAUAUCCUCCAGGAGGACAGUACCCUCCGGGAGGACAGUUUCCUCCUGGAGGGCAAUAUCCUCCGGGACAGUAUCCUUCGGCACCCGGAGGAUAUCCUCCACAACCCGGGGCCUACCCUCCUCAACAAGGGUAUCCGCCACAAGGUUAUCCUCCGGCACUGGGAUAUCCACCUGCAGGAUAUCCCCCACAAGGGUAUCCACCAGCAGGUUACCCUGGUCAGCCUGCUCCACACCAUGGAGGGCAUGGAAUGAUGGCCGGAGUUGCAGUGGCCGGAGUUGCAGCUGCAGGAGCGGCCGCCUAUGGUGCUCAUCACAUGGGACACGGCGGAGGUCAUUACCCUCCACCGGGUACUGCUCAUUAUGGACAUUAUGAUCAUGGCAAGCAUGGCAAGGGGCAUGGCAAGUUUAAACAUGGCAAGGGGCAUGGCAAAUACAAACAUGGUAAAUUUGGCAACAAUCAUGGAGGCAAAUUCAAGAAGUGGAAGUGACUAACUAGUCAUAGUACUUCAACUUCAUAUGUGACUUCACAUUUUGCUUCUACACUUUUUCGACACAAAUAAAAGUAGUAGUAUGGGUCCUAAUGCCAACAGGCAUGACAAGUGCUUUUAUUUUUUCAAUUUCUCAUUUUUUUUUUUCCUUUAUAAUGGGGCCUUAGCGCAACCAUAAUAGCUUCUCUUGUGUGACCGGCCAGAAGGUCUUACAUAUUCAAGCCUCAUGAAAAUAACCUCUUACAAAGGUGUAAAGUAAGAUUGCAUAUCAUAGAUUCGAUGUAAUCUAGCUCUUUCAGACCUCACGCAUAGCGAGAGCUUUGAGAACAAAGCUAUUUUUUUAUUUUUUUAUAUAAUUUAUUUCCAUCUAUUGCAUUAUUUUCUUAAAUUGAGUGAUCUGCUCUCUGCC